AUGACCACAACGACAACAGCAACUCAAAUUCAUCUUCUAAGAGCAGCUGGGUUCUCAAAGAAUCCCACCAAUCUUUCUCCAACAACAGUCUUCUUUGGCCAAUCACUCGCCAAAACGACACACUCCUUCGCCUUUAUUGCUACAAGAACUUCUUCAAGGUCUCCUGUUUCUACUAAUGCAAAGGCCAAUCCAACUGGAGAACAGAAAUGGACCCAUGAGGGCUCAGUCACCGAAUCACUACCUAAUGGUAUGUUUCGCGUUCGCUUAGACAAUGAGGAUUUGAUUAUUGGUUAUAUUUCUGGUAAGAUACGCAAGAAUUUUGUACGAAUUUUGCCAGGAGAUAGAGUCAAGGUUGAAGUGAGUCGUUAUGAUUCGAGUAGAGGACGCAUUGUUUAUAGACUCCGCAAUAGAGAUCCAACUAGUGAAUGA
This is a messenger RNA of Dovyalis caffra, 429 nucleotides long. The record is from the annotation of a GenBank genome assembly. Lineage: Eukaryota; Viridiplantae; Streptophyta; Magnoliopsida; Malpighiales; Salicaceae.